CUAGACUGCUCCCCCGGACUAGUCUUACUUUUCCAUUUCCUCCCACUCGCGAGGCGGAUGGGACGCCGGAGGUCGCAGGGCGCAUGCUCCACCAUCCCGAGCAUGCUCAGUAGUGCUCGCGGCGCCCCGGAGCUUCUCCAACGAGCGGCGGUCGACGCGGAGGUCUCCGCGGCAGCUGUGGGAGCAACAGGAAGUGAGGCGGCCCCGUCGGGUGACCGCGGCGGCACAAACAGAGGCGGAAGGGGCGCUGCGGCGCCGACGUCGUUGACCGGGGUGGCCGAGGGGGCCGAGAGCCGAGGGCACUCGCCGGCUGGGAAGCCGGAUCCCGAGCCGGGCAGGAUGGAUCAUCAUCAGCCAGGGACUGGCCGCUACCAGGUGCUUCACAAUGAGGAGGAUAAUUCAGAAUCAUCUCCUGUAGAGCAACCAUCAACAUCAAACCGAACACCUCAGGUUGUGCAGACUGCUCCUUCAGCCUCAGUACUGGAAACAGACUCUUCUCCUCCACCUUACAGUAGUAUUACUGUGGAAGUACCUACAACUUCAGAUACAGAAGUUUACAAUGAGUUUUAUCCUGUGCCACCUCCCUACAGUGUUGCUACCUCUCUUCCUACAUAUGACGAAGCUGAGAAGGCUAAAGCUGCUGCAAUGGCAGCUGCAGCAGCAGAAACAUCUCAAAGAAUUCAGGAGGAAGAAUGUCCACCAAGAGAUGACUUCAGUGAUGCAGACCAGCUCAGAGUGGGUAAUGAUGGGAUUUUCAUGCUGGCAUUUUUCAUGGCAUUUAUUUUCAACUGGCUUGGAUUUUGCUUAUCCUUCUGUAUCACCAAUACCAUAGCUGGAAGGUAUGGUGCUAUCUGUGGAUUUGGUCUUUCGUUGAUCAAAUGGAUCCUUAUUGUCAGGUUUUCUGAUUAUUUUACUGGAUAUUUCAAUGGACAGUAUUGGCUUUGGUGGAUAUUUCUUGUACUUGGUCUGCUUCUUUUCUUCAGAGGGUUUGUUAAUUAUCUAAAAGUCAGAAACAUGUCUGAAAGUAUGGCAGCUGCUCAUAGAACAAGAUACUUCUUCUUGCUAUAGAGACUGCAUCAGCUGGACAUUCCUUUCUUACACCAAUGUGAAAUUUCCAGAUCAUCGAAACCUACAACUUUAACAGGAUAGAAGACUACUAAUAACAAAAGCCAAAUUAGUGAAGAAAAGUUAGAGCUUCAAAGUGGAAUGACAGGGUGGUUCAUAUUUUAAAACCAUUUCUGCUCAUUCUCUUAAGUAUUUAUAUUUCAUUUGUUUUGCACAUUAGCAUAUGUGCCCAUUGAAAAGAUUUUCCUAUACUUGAAAGAAACAAAGUUGUAGCAGUAAAAUUCAGUCACAUUUGGUUAAUCAGUGUUUGAUAUAAUUGAAAGAGUUGAGUGGAAAAUGGUCUUCCAGCAUGUAGAUGCCAGUGACUUCUGAGCUGACAUUUAGUAUAAUAAAAAUGAAAUUAUUAACCAUGUC
Molecule: messenger RNA, 1479 nt
Organism: Condylura cristata (star-nosed mole)
Lineage: Eukaryota; Metazoa; Chordata; Mammalia; Eulipotyphla; Talpidae
Gene: NDFIP2
Product: Nedd4 family interacting protein 2
Exons: 8
Coding region: 58-1068 (336 amino acids)
Biological process (GO): vacuolar transport; ubiquitin-dependent protein catabolic process; positive regulation of protein ubiquitination
Cellular component (GO): Golgi apparatus; endoplasmic reticulum; perinuclear region of cytoplasm
Molecular function (GO): WW domain binding
Source: RefSeq, a predicted model, not a curated record